AGAUCAUCUCCAAGAAACUGAAGGUCGCCAAAGAGCGCAUCUGCCUGCUGCAUCGCGAAAGGCAGCUGCGCGAAGGAACGCUCGCGGAAAACGGCCUACAGAACGACAGUCGGCUAACGUUGCUGCCGAGCGUGGAAACCGGAUUGUUGGCGCAACGACCGGAGCAGAGCGUAAUGCAGGCCUUGGAGAGUCUCAAUGAUUCACAGGUGAAUGACUUCUUGUCCGGCAAGGCACCACUUAAUCUUACGAUGCGACUGGGCGAUCACAUGAUGUUAAUCCAGCUACAGUUGUCCACCGUAACCCCGACAUCACCGACCGCCAGCCAGGCGAGCUCUGUCAACAGUAACGGCCAUAGUCAUCACAGCACCAGCAGCAGCAGCAGUAGUAGCAACAGCAGCAGUAGCAACGUUGCUAGUUUGCUCAACAGUGGCAAUACCACGAGCAUGUCCAAUCUGCCUGGCGGUCAUUCGUCAUUGCAAGCCAGAAGAUGCCUGACGACCAGAUCACCGGGAAAUAUCGUUAAGCCGCAGAACGCCGCUGGGGCACCAGCUGGUAGAACGUCGCAUCUAAUUAGCAGUCUAGCCAGCGCCCUACACGCAGCCGCCAGCUACAGCAACAGCAGCAGCCUACCUACCGCCAGCAUUACCACCACGACCACCAGCCCGGUAUGUUCCAGUCGGGUUACAACAUCCUCUUCGUCCGUCUCGGCGACGCCAAUUAGUCCGGCGCAUUCAUCGUCGUCGUCCAGCAGCAAUUCGGGUCAAUCGCAAUCCACGCGUGGCAAUUCGCAUGGCAUUCCACCUACGAAUGGCAGUUCUUCCAGCGCGUGCCAGCCCUGUCCGCUGUAUCACCACCAUCAUCAUCACGGCCAUCACCACGGUCAUCACCAUGGUCACCAUCACCAUCAUCAUCAUCACCAUCAUCAUCACCAUUCGAGGAAUAAACCUAGCUUGCCCAACCUUUCCACCUCCUCUUCUUCCUCUUCCUUCAAUUCGGGUUCGUCCCCGAUUCAGGAGCAGUCUGCCUUGGAGCCAAUGUCCUACGACGUGACGCUACCCAGGAAGAAGCUCUGCAGCGGCCACCAUCAUCAUGGGCAGUCAUCAUCGUCCGUUACCACUAGUGGUAUAGACGCCACGAGGAGUCAACACGAGGAAUCCAAUCCGCAGAGCCCAACAUGCGCCUCAUCGCUGAUGCUGGAGCAAUCGCCACCCAAGCCAGCCACCCUCGACACUCGGGCGCUCGCCGAAGCGUCUCGGAACCUCACCCAGAAGCUGAAGCAGCUCUCCUCUGAGGAGAACGCGAGACGCAGACAAGGCGCAAUAAUAGAGAGUAUGCAUCAUCAUGGCAAAGGCGUGUAUUCCGGCACGUUCAGCGGCACUCUGAACCCAGCCCUCCAGGAUAGACACGGUCGGCCGAAGCGAGACAUUAGCACCAUCAUUCACAUCCUGAAUGACUUGCUCUGCGCGACACCAGCCGCAUCCGCAGGCCACUAUAGGCAUCAUCAUCACAGGCACUCGCAUACUCGCCAGCAACCUUCCUUGAUGUCCGCGUCUUCCGCAGGCACUACAACUACCGCGAGUGGAUCUACUGCAUCGGUCGGCUGUCAUGAUUCUACACCAGGCUACUCCAAUGAAGAAUUAUCAAAGGAGAACGAAGCGACGAAAGGCAAGAUGCGUCGGCUGCGCUUAGUCAUGGAGCAACGUCGCGCUAAGAGAAAAGCCAGGCGACAAGCGCGAGCGGCGCCGUACACUACACAGUGGGCUGCGAUGACUCCCGCCGAUCCGAAUCACGAGCCGAACACGUCAACUACGACCUCGAGCACUACCACCACUACUAACAGCGCAGAGCCGCAGAACGAGCCGGAGCUUCAGCCGUGUAGCCCCGAACCGGUCGUAGCUUAAAUACCACGUCACUAACAGUCAAUUCACGGCACAGUAGUAUCGUCUAUAUUCGUAUACAUAGGUAUGAUUGUCCGUUUUCAUUUCUACCUAUCGCACUGAUUUAUUCCGAAGAAAGAAAAUGCGGAGUCGAACGUGUUCUCUAUCGCGCAGUUACACUCGUUCCGCGCAACAAACGCUGCAAAACGUUUUAAACGUUUGAUUCGACACUCGUUCUCGUUGAUACCCUAUACACGGUCUCGAUCAUUACCGCGAAUCUACUGAGUUUCUCUCCGUAUUAUGCAAGUGUCUCGCUUUCUCCGAUUUGCGUUACCUUAUGCAAAUAGACAUAAUCUGCAAGGAUUCACUAGCUGAUGAAUCGGAAGAUAAAUUCCAUUGAACAUUUUUCUUUUUAUGUAAUUGAAUUUUAUUAAAGACAAUU
Cyphomyrmex costatus is the source of this 2319-nucleotide messenger RNA. RefSeq names its product midnolin-A. Lineage: Eukaryota; Metazoa; Arthropoda; Insecta; Hymenoptera; Formicidae. The transcript has 5 exons. Bases 174 to 1901 code for a protein of 575 amino acids. The record is from RefSeq and is a predicted model, not a curated record. Gene Ontology annotation, cellular component: nucleus.